Molecule: messenger RNA, 2621 nt
Organism: Blepharisma stoltei
Lineage: Eukaryota; Ciliophora; Heterotrichea; Heterotrichida; Blepharismidae
Source: the annotation of a GenBank genome assembly
AUGGCAUUAAAAUUUUUGAUUCUUAUUAUUUAUCCUUUAUUUAUUUUUGCCUUAGAAGACAAUCCUACUAUUACAUUGACUGAUAAAAACUUCAAAGAUAUUGUGAAAAUCCAUCAAAAGAUGCUAGUGGAAUUCUAUAUAGAAGAAGAUAUUCAAUGUCAAAAUUUUCAUCCUGAAUUUAUCAAAGCUGCUAAGAAAUUAUUGCAUUUAUCUCCUUCUUUUAAACUGGGAGUGUUUAAUGCAAAUAACAGUGAUAUCGCUGUAGAUUAUGGAAUUACAUCAUUCCCAAAAUUAGUUUAUUUUAUCGGAAGAAUUCCAAUAGAAUACAGUGGACAAAUGAGCUCUGAUUCUAUCAUAUUAUGAACUAAAAGGCAGCUAAGGUUAAGAUAAGGUUAACUAUUAUUGAAAAGCUCCCGGUAGCACCUAUGGGUGCGAUUCUCCACUUUCGUUUAUUAUUGGGCUAACUGCCGACACCUUCUAGGGUAAAAUUCUCAUCGCCUGAGGCUUGCGUCACAAAACCGUAAGUCAGACUUGGGCUGCCCUUCGAAAAAAUUUCGAAAAGCGAAUUUCUGAUCAAGCUGUCGACCAAGAUAAAACUCGUCGCCUACGACGCAACGCCUGGUAUCGUUCUAGGUAAUUGCCCGAUUGGUCAUGCAGACUUUUUUGGCUUUCUCUUUCUAACUCCGAGUCUAUCUCAGCCAAGAGGUAAAACCUUGAUCCAGGAAUGAGCUGCGGUCGGUCUAAUCAGAUAUUGCGCUCCUCCAAAGCUAAGUAAAGCUCUGCCUAAUGCACAUCACUGGACGCCAUCUCUCUGCCACAAUGUCCCUGGUUAUCCCUGCUACAGAUGCUAAGAGGGUGGGUUGGUUCGCCAUGCAUUUUAAUGUAUAUAACUAAAAGGCAGCUAACUAAACAAACUAUCUAUUAAUUAUAGCCAUUAGACAUUAAAGUCUAGGAAUUUAAGUAGUUUUCGAGUUUCUAAAUUAUCUCCUCUCUAAUCCUCCAACGAAUUUUCCAAUAAUAAGUCAAAGGAUUAGAAUUAGGAUUAUUAAAAGUAAGGCGUUAGCCAUAUUGGUGACGCAAUCACCAAAGACCUCCCGUACAAGGAGGUUCGACCGCUUUUAGACUCCAGCCCAGAGAGUCUAUCCCUCAUAUGAGUGCCCUUCCGGCACUUCUAUCUCCUUGUUGAGGCUCAGUCUUUAGUGGGCGGCUUUUGGAUUUCUGCUGCUACGGGCGAUUGGGUAGCUUGAUUCAUGGAUCCUUGGAGUCUAUCGGAUGACGAAGUGCCUCCCUUCGACAGCUACAGGAAAAAGACUACUCCCUGUGGUCUGGGCGAAACCCCCAGUUUCUCGGUAGAGGAAUAUCCAUGGAUCCUCGGAUCCAAAGGACAUUACCGGGCACCUCCAUUUCCAACCACAGGAAAUCAACCAAAACUUACUCGGAUACACAUCUCUCGAGCCUGCACUUCAUCUCGGCUCAGAGUGCAUCCCAGUUCGCCGUAGCCAUAAGAUCUGGACUGUUGCACCAAAAGGGCAGGCUAGCACGUGUCGCCAUUUUAAUGCAUAUUAAUAAGCCAAAGGCAGCUAGGAAUUUCAAUUUUAUACAUAAAUGAAACAGAAGAUUUACUCAAUAAAAUUGAAUUAGAGAAAACAGCUAUUGUCUUAUUUUCAAAACCUGAUAUUCCAAUCAUAAAAUCCUUUGAAUAUAUCGCUCAAAAAAUCGAAGAGCCGGCCUUUUAUGUUUCAAUUAAUUCUGAUACUUGGGACUGUUUUAAUGUCAUACAAAGCCAAGUGAUAAUAUUUAAAGAUUUUGGGCAAGAAAAAGUGAAGCUUGAUAUUGAAGAAACUGACAUAUUAAAAUUUAUAAGACUUAUUGAAUUACACAAAAAACCUUCUUUAAUACCUCUUGACAGCUAUUCUAUUGAUUUUAUAUUACAAAAUAAAAACCAAGCAGCUUUAUUUUUAAGAGCAAAAAGUGAAGCAGAACUAUAUAAAAGCGAAAUUGAGGAAUUAGCUAAUGAGUAUAGGGAUUUUAUUACUUUUAUAUAUGGAGAUAUUUCUGAUUAUCCUAUAUUUUCAGAAAUGGUAGGAAUUAGUGAAAAAAAUCAGCCAACGUUUAUGAUAAUUGAUCCUAUGCUUAGCACAUCUAAAUACAAAAUUAAAAAUAAAUUUACUAUUAGCUCAGCUAGACUAUUAAUUGAGGAGUUCAAAAAUAAUUCUGCCGUUCCUUAUUUAAAAUCUCAAGAAAUACCUGAAAACCCUUUUGAAAAUAGCUUGAGGGUUUUAGUUGGAAAAAAUUUUGAAGAAAUUGUAUAUGACAAAAACAUAAAUGUCAUUGUAGAAUUCAUGGCUGAGGGAUGUUCUGAAUGCAAGGACGUCGAAAAAGAAUUUCAAAAACUAGCGGAGAUGCUUGUCGAAAACGAUAACAUAAUUGUCUCAAAAAUAGAUAUGAAUAAAAAUGAUAUUAAAGGAAUAAUUAUAACUGAGUUUCCAACCAUAAAAUUUUACCCAGCAAAUGAUAAAACUGGGAUAGAUUUCAAGGAAGAAAAAUCUUUUGAAAACUUGCUAACUUUUAUACAGUUAAAUUCAGAUUUAACAAUAAAGCCACACACCCCUGAUCUAUAA